Molecule: messenger RNA, 5671 nt
Organism: Notothenia coriiceps (black rockcod)
Lineage: Eukaryota; Metazoa; Chordata; Actinopteri; Perciformes; Nototheniidae
Exons: 3
Coding region: 882-5594 (1570 amino acids)
Biological process (GO): regulation of transcription by RNA polymerase II
Molecular function (GO): RNA polymerase II cis-regulatory region sequence-specific DNA binding; DNA-binding transcription factor activity, RNA polymerase II-specific
Source: RefSeq, a predicted model, not a curated record
UGGAAAUGGACACUGAUGUAUUUGUAGCAUUUGUGGAAGAGGAGUCCCUUUUUUUUUGUAACCGACAGUGCAGCCGCCCGUGAGCCCCGCUGGUGCUACCCGGAAAUAUUACAAGGGCCGGAAAGGACCGAUGUUAAGGGAGCACACGUCACUCACUUUUACCCAAAAAUAUUACCACCGACCAUCCAAAAUUGUCUCGGCCGUCGAAUUUUUUUAUCUGAAGCUCCCUGUCGACGCAGACCGGUGGUAAUGAAGUGAACAGACGGCGGCUGCGGUAUCCUAUGGGGUUGGUUUCUUCUGGGAACCGUGAUUGGUGAUUUACAUUAAAAUGAGAGGCAGCCAAACAUGCGAUAGAUUAUCUCCCUCAUCUACCAGGGGAGCUCACUCCCCACCAGGUUCAUCGCAUCGAUUAGAGGAAACGGUAAGAUAUAACGAGCUGUAGGAACAUCUUGGCUGAACAAGGAUGAGGAGCCUUGCUUAGAUGAAGGAUAAUGUCAACGCAGUUACUCUCAAAGGAAACAAGAAGUCAUUUCUUCUGCUUCUCAAUAAAAACCACAUUUUUAGCAUUUUUUUUAAUUAGAUGGAACUCAUCUACUUGUCUUAAAGACACUUUUACCCUUUAAUCAUAAACUCAUCUUCCCGGCCACCCCACUCAUUUUGGAAAAAGAGUGUGGGCAUUGGAUUAUCAACAGGGAGCACCAGAAGUUAACUAUCUGGAGGGACGAACUUGGUAUUUAAGACAUUCAAGUAGUUCUGGGAAAUAAAGUAGAAUAACCUCACGCUAAAGUUUAUCUUUCACCAGUCACUGGUGGGAUCAUUGUUUUUUCGCUCCUAGCGCUGGAGGUUUGGCGCCUGCACCCCCAUGUGCCAGUGAGUGGGAAAUGUUCCAAUUUGGAAAGUACAAUCUGGACAUUAUAGAGAUGUUAAGUGGGCACCAGGCCCACCAGUUUAAAGGCCUUGGUUUAGAUCGACAACUACAGCAUCAACAGCAAGUGCAACUUCACCAGCAUCAACUCCAGCAGCAGCAGCAACAACAGGCUGAAUCUUCUGGAGCUCUUCUGUCUGGACUUGGCUUGGGACCCCUGCAGGGGUCAAGAGGUAACGCCUUUUCUGAUUCUGCCUCCAUUUUUGCCAAGAUGAGUGCCCCUCCUCCCCCACCUUUACAACAACAGCCUUCCUCAUCUCAGAGCUCUCGUUCAAAGUCAAGCAAGAUGAGCAGCAGCAGCUCAAGCCAUUCGUCAGGCUACCCACAGUUCCUGCGCUCUUUCCACCCGUCUGAGGCAGCACUAGCACAGGAGCAGUUACAUCCAGCUGUAGGCCGUUUCGAGCACUUUGCUGGGGCAAGUAGCAGUAGUGGGAGUGCUGGGGGUUUAGGAGGAUUAAUAACAUCAGCACCUCCACCCCCUCCUCCUUUGCAUCCCGGCCUCUCUGUCCCCCAAGCAUCAUCUGGUCCUUCCUCUUCCUCUCCUUCCCCUUCAACAUCUGUGGCCACCUCUAAUAACCCUUCUAGCAGCAGUACAGUCAGCUCUUUGGGACACCAGUUGGUUGGGGCCCAGUCUGAUGCACGAAGCCUUCACCAACAGUUUAGUUGCAUGUUAGCUGCUAAUCAGUAUUUCCUUUCUGGGGUGCCUUCUAAUGCUAGUUUAGAGCAAUUUCUUGUUCAACAGGGAACGCAUAACCACUUAGGGCUUAGUUUGAGUCAUACAGGCGGGGACCCUAGUCUUGCUCCGCCUCCUGCUUUGCAUUCUUCUCACUCACAUGGCCACUCCACUUCCCAGCCACAGCAGGCUCCACAUCAGCCCCCUCAGCAGCAACAGCUUCCACCUCACACUCUUUCUCAUCCUCACUCUCAUUCCCAUCCUCACCAUCCACUCCACCCAGGCUCUCAUUCUUCAUCACUGAGUGGCUUCGACUUCCAGGGCAUCCCUGUUCUCUCAUCAAAUCAGUUAGCCUCUCUGAUGCAGCAGGAAGCAGGUUUGCCUCUCCCCUUGCCCCUUCAUUUAUCCUUAUCUAAAGAUGACGGUAAAGGUGAAAGCAGUGGAGGUGGAAGUAGUAGUAGUGGUGGCAGUAGCAGUAGGAGAAAGAAAGCUAUGGCCGGCUAUUUGCCACAGAGAAAAUCUGAUAGUGCUAGUAAUAGCAGCAGUGGUCAUGGCCAUGUCAGCCACAGUGGUAAUCUCACCACUAGCAGUCAUGGUCAGCCCCCGGCUUUAAUUGGUAGUGGGGUUGGUAUGUCGAGUAUGGGUGGAGACCCAUCAUCCAUUCUAGCCUCAUCAUCUUCAUCCUCAUCAGUAGUUUCUUCCUCCUCCUCCUCUGCUCCCUCUUCCACUGCUGCCUCAGUACUGGUUACUAAUAAUUCUCACCUUUCUAAAUCUGAUCUGAGCUCAAUGCAACCCAACAACUCAGAGUCUGAUGUAGAGCCUGUUUAUAGCUGUGGAGAGUGUUGCAAAAGCUUUCCUCACCUUUCAAGCCUUCGCAGGCAUUUGCGCAUGCAUGAGCCAACUACAGCAGGCACUAGCAAUGCUUCCUCUACUGGCCCAAACCCCAUUCAUAUUAAACCACAGGCUGACCCAAGCCUUCCCCAUUCUACCCAAGAAACCCUGCAAACCCUGCAAACCCCGCAGACCCCGCAAACCCCGCAAACCCCGCAAACCCCGCAAACCCCAACAAUUUCUUGUCCUAGCCCAGACAAAAUAUUUAACUGUCCUGACUGUGGCAAAGGCUUUAAGAAAAAAGGGCACCUCCUGCAACAUGGAGUUUUACACUCUUCAACGCGCCCAUAUGGCUGCUCCACCUGCUCUCGGGCUUUUAAUCGUAGAGAAUCAUUGACACGCCAUGAGAAGAUACAUGAGGAAAAGCCUUUCCGAUGUCCCGCCUGUGGUCGUGCCUUCCGUGAGAGCACCUCUCUACUGAACCAUGCUGCCUCAGGCACCUGCGGCAAGCCAGGUAGGGGACCCAAACCAAGGGGGAGCAAGACAGAAACUGAGGGUCAGGACAGAGUCGGGGGAGGGGGUAAUGGAGGAGUGGGAACUUAUCACAGCAAUAGAGGUGUUAUUUAUGGGAAAACUGAGGAAGACGAUGGUGUAAUCAUUGUGGGGGAAGGAGAACCAAAAUCAGGUUUAGGAUGUGAUGGUCUUUUUCAGUCUGCAAGGGGAGGGAAUUCAAAUGACAGGGACAGAACAGAUGCUAAAUACCCCACUGACUACUCUCGGAAUCGUUACACAGGCUACCAUGAUGACCAUCGUUCUCAGGGGAAUCCAUCUCCAUGCUACUCUGGUGCCUCCCCCUGUGGAAGUGGGAUGGCGGGCCCAGCUCUGAGAAAGGCACCAUUGGCUCCAACACUGCAUCCACACUCACAGAGCCACAACCAGCACCACCAACAGCAGCAACAGCCCCAUCUGCCCCUUUCGUCUCUACUGGAUGACUCAGAGGAUGAUGUCACUAGCUCUGUCAAUAAUGCAAUCUCCGCAAUAACGGCAGCUAGUAACAGUGGAAAUAGAGGGGACGAUAGGGGAGACAUCAUAGGAGGACUUCUAGGUGGUCUUGGUUUAGGACCUCUUGGCUCACCUUCAUCUACAUCUGGUUUGGAUAAGAAUUUCAGAGGUGGUGGGAGCCAGGAUGCCAUGAGCAGCAACCAACAGAAUCUUGCCGCCAAACCAAAACGUCCACGCAAACCGAGAGCUAAAAAAGAUCCUGCAGCUCCUGGACAACCCCCCAAACGUAGGCAAUACACCCCAAGAAUGGGGCCCAGUGGCCUCCCACGCACCCACCUCUGCAGUGUUUGUGGCAAGGGUUUUGCACGUCGCGAGACCCUGCGCAGGCAUGACCGCAUCCAUACUGGAGAAAAGCCCCAUCACUGCACUGUUUGUGGAAAGUAUUUUAGAGAGGCUUUUCACCUCAGCAAGCAUCAAACAGUCCACUCUGGGGCAAAAAAUUACAAAUGCAGCAUCUGUGGGAAAGAGUUUGGUUACUCCCAGAGCCUCAGGAGGCACAGCAAACUCCAUAAGAAGGGAGAGCUGGAAGAGGUACCCACAACACCAGCUGCGGAGAACCCCAACAGCUUUAACCCAAACCCUCAAUGUAGCGUUGCCCAAGACAGGAGCCAGAACCAAGCUCCAAGCACCUCCUCCUAUUACUCCUACCCUCAAGACGUCAAACCUCAAGACACCAACCCCCAGACACAGCCUCCACCGCAUCCACAGACCCAACCUCCGCCUCGACUCUACACCUGUGCUAUAUGUUGGAAGUCUUUCCGCCACCACUUCCAUUUGACUGCUCAUCACCAGACGGUUCAUGAAGGUGGGGGUGAAAAGUUAUUCUGCUGUGAAGUAUGUGGGAAAGCAUUUGCUUACGCUAACAGCCUCACCCGACAUAGGCAGUCACAGCAUGGGAUAACCCGCUCUGAAGCAGCUAACUCACAAGAAGGCAGCAGUGGGUCUGUAGACAACAGACGUGUGAGUGAUGUUAAUCAGUCAACAUCAGAGAGUGAGGCUGCUACCAAUACCCUGCUACAGAUGGCUCCUUCCUCUGAAGGCCAUGGAGGGCAGAGUCUUAGUGUCGUCACUCAUAGCCACCAACAGCCACCCCAGCAACCACCAUCUGGUUACUCUCCCCUCUUCUAUGAUGCUGCAGCCCAAUCCUCAGCCUCUGGUGCUCCCUCUUACUCACAGCCUCUGCCUCCAAACUCUACUAUCAUGGCCCCUCAGCACCCGCAUUCCCCAGCCGGGGUAAAAGGAGAGCACAUAUAUCCAGCUGGAUCCCGUAGCCGUACGCUCCACACCACAGCCCCGUUCCAGCCCCUCACCGAACUGCCCUCCACUGAACAUCAUCAUCUGCAUCAUCAUCAUCACCAUAUCUCCCCCCACCAUCAUCCUCAUCCUCAGUCAGGUACCCAGUCCCAGCAAAACCUUGACUGCAGCAUCCAGUUGUCAAAUGAUGACAUGAGACGACAAAAGAAGAAAAGAAAAAGGUCUGAACGGAGAGAUUGGAGGGAAAAUAAAUUGGAAUCCCAAGAUUUAGUCAGAUUCGAUGAAAGCAAAAAGAAGAGAAAGAUAAGUUGUACAAUAAGAGGGCAGUCGAAUAAAAAACAAGGCUCUCUUCGCUUGACGAUUAGACGAGGCGAGGGAUCAGGUGGUAGUGGCUAUAAGCUUGUCAACACCGGGGGAAUGAAGGUGCAGAUCCUCUCGUCUCUCAAAGUCCCAGUUAAACGUUUUGGCUGUCCUAUGUGCCCCAAUUCUGUGUUUUCCCGUAAAGCGGGACUGCUAGUCCAUAUGGCAGUUAAACACCCACAAAGAGCCUCUACCACUCAAGAGCGACUAAGGUGCCGUGUAUGUGGGAAGCAGUCUCCCAGGCCUUUGGCAGCCUUCAUUCAUCGGGCCGUCCAUCGUGCCAAAGGGACUUUUUCUUGCCGACGCUGCUCCACUCGCUUCUGGAAUGCUACACUGCUCUACAGGCACAAGGUGUCCUGCCGCCGCAGGGCAAAAGGACUGCAACGAGGAGACGCCAGCAGGCUGAAGUUAUCAAAAAGAGCAGGAGAGAAGGAGACCCGAGAGGGUCAGGAGGAGAUGCCAUUCACACAGGGACCAUACAGAUACUGAGCAUCCUGGUAUCUGAAAAGAGGCAAACCAGAGAGAGAUUUCAGUUCUUAAAUGGGAAGGGGGAAAAAAAGGGACUU